Molecule: messenger RNA, 3557 nt
Organism: Pyricularia grisea
Lineage: Eukaryota; Fungi; Ascomycota; Sordariomycetes; Magnaporthales; Pyriculariaceae
Exons: 4
Coding region: 1228-2808 (526 amino acids)
Cellular component (GO): cytoplasm
Source: RefSeq, a predicted model, not a curated record
CUGGAAUCACAGCAAAUUUCGGAAAGGAGUCGAGCUUAGAGAAAGGAAGCCAAGACCCUCCAUCCGCCUUAUGACAAGUGGAGGAUACGAGAAUUGGGCCUCAUUUUCUGAAUGGUCAGGUGGCCCCAGUCGUCCACUCCCCUCAAAGCAACGCGCGCCUUCACUCAAUUUCUCGCGCUUCAGCAGCGGUAAAACCAGUCCUAGAUCCAGACCAGACCGACGAGACAAGCAAUUCAUUGAACGCCUGUCGCCUUCUGCUCGCCGCGCAGCCGUCGGUCCUCGCAAGAAAAAUACAAACGACGAUCGUAACGGAGCUGUCGACAGGAGAUUUUGAUUCGGCGAAACCGGGAAACAACCAUUCAUAACAAACUAAGUUUGCUACCACGACCUUUUGUCUAUUUUUUUUCUUCUUCUUUUCUUUCCCUCUCGUCUCUUCUUCGUCCGCUCUUCCACACCCAUCCAUAACCGCACCUGUGUUGCUGUGUCGCUCCACAUACAUUGAGAAGUGACGUCGGACGGAACACAGACGAAAUACGACAAGCUGUAACUUCUGCGACACCGCGCGACUCUUUACUAGCCCGCCCACGCCCUCAAAGGACGAGAGGAAACGAAGAGGAACUACGACGAUCGAUUCACGAGUUGUACAUUUCAACAGACGAGUGACCUACCUCAAGUGCUGAAUCAUAGUUGGCUUCGUCCGAAAACGCCGCCCUGCGACAGACACGCUGUCAGGUACCACGCCAGACAAGACAUCGCUGCCGCAGUUCUGCCACAGUUGUCUGUUGUCUAGCUGCGCCCAAUCAACGACAAGUCUCUGUACACACAUACACCCCAAAGAAAAAAAAAAGCUUUUGCUGGGUAUCGAUAGCAAAAACAUAGAUACCUAGGUAUACCGCGCGCACGCCUGCCGUGAGCAAGUCGAUUUGCACAGUGUCGCCUGGUUGGCCUUCAGGGGCAGCCAAGCCGUGAUUUUCGGGCCGUGUUGGCCGGGGUCUCUGGCCUUUUAUCUUGGUUUGGCAUGCGCCUAAGUUUGCUAAAACAGAAUUCACGCCCAAUUACAACAAAACAAAUACUGUGAUAGCUUGGGAACGCAGGGAAGAAACCGGCAACGAAAUCUUCACUGAAGCUUCUAUCUUCUCUGGCAUAACUUCCGAGACAGGAAGGGUGCGAAGAAACCAAGCAGCCGCAUCGCAUUUCCCGAGAUCUAUCUAUCUUGCUCCGCAAAAUAUGUCGUCGGGAAUGCACCCGGGCCAGUCUGGUCAACGAUCGGCGGGAUUGACGCUCAACCUUUCGUCCAACAAUCCCUUUCGCAACCGCGCGGCUUCACCUAGCAAUCUGCCACAGAGCCCGGCCUCUCCUUUUGAUGAUCCGCCGCCUCGUCCAGUUUCGCGAAAUCCGUUUCUCGAUCCUUCCAACAAGCCAAUCCAGCAGCAGCAACCGUUAUUGUCACCAGACAGCAUGGCUUCUAAAUCUGACCGAAUGUCGCCCACGGCGGAGGAGAUCUUUGACUCCCUAACUCUCGAUGACAGAGAUGACAAGAAGCCACCUCCACCUCAAGGAUCGCGCCCGCCCGGGGGCCGAUCGGGGCCUCCACGUGGAGAGAACGUGCCGCCUCCUGGUGGUCGUCGUCCUCCCCCAAGCCACAGGCCUACGCGUUCGCAGGAAGAAGCGAUGCGAGCACGUAGGCUGCAGGGGAGCGGCGCCGGAGGAAGCCGCCAUGGAGAGUCUUCUUCUCCUCACAGGCGGUCGGAUAGACACCUGCGACGUAAUUCGGAGUCUUCGGUCAUCAGCACCGAUAAGGAGAAACAUCUAACAGAGGAGGAAAGGAAGGCCCGCGAUUUGCGGCGCCGGGAGAGGGAACGGCGCCAUCGGGAGCGAGGCGAGCGAGACUCUAAAAGCAAACCGAGACCCAGCAACAGAAAACUUGACAUCAUUGAUCAAUUAGAUGCCACAAGCAUUUAUGGCACCGGACUCUUCCAUCACGAUGGCCCGUUCGAUGCUCUCAACCCUCAUCGAAACAAGAAGGGAAGCAGCCGAGCCCCGAUGCAGGCAUUCCCCAAGGACUCUCUGAACAACUCUAUGGGAGGUUCGGGCCCGCUGAACGCUCGCCCUGAUCAUGCGACGUUUAUGGGCAAUGCCGACCAAGAGGCCUUCACAGAGUACUCCCAAGGUGAGAAGCAGGGCUCUUCUAGCCGCCUGCCACCCGUUUUUGACCCUCAUAGCCGUGGCACGAUCCUGCACGGUGACGAGUCGAUGGGUCUGGGAACCUCGACCUUUUUGGAGGGCACACCGGCCGCACGAACGGUUAUUCAGCGGCGCGAGGCCGAACAGCAACAAGACACCAUGGAGAGUAGCCUCCAACGGAAGAAAUCGCUUGCCCAGAGGAUUCGCGGGAUAAACCGCCCUCGCCGAGACUUCGAGUCUGGCGGCCGCAUGACAAACCCCGAAGGCGUGUACUCGUCGCGAAGAUCGCCUCCGAUUCCCGGUGCGAAUUCCUCGGCCAGCAUGUCGAGCUCGCGAGGGGAGCGCAACCCAUUCUUUGCCGACUAUGACGGUGCCAAGAAUGGAGAGGAAUCAAUCUCAGUCCGUAGGAGAGAUGGAUCUGCUCCCCGUGUCAAGUCUCCCACUAGCCCUGACUCCGCGCCACUUGAACGUCGUGUCACUGCUGGUGAUGAUGAUCAGGCUGCCCGAGCUGGCGGCGGACUUCUCGCACGUGUCAAGAGCUUGAAGGGUGGACGGCGGGCCAGGCCAAACCCCCCGGACCAGCCUUCUCCUGCGGCCAUUCCGGCCCCGGGUACCGCAGCCUAGGGGCGCUCAGGUAUCACGAGGGCCCAAACGACGCCAACACCUAGCAGACACAUGGUAGCCCGCACUGCUAUUGUUUACGAGGAUGCAGUGUUUUGAAUCGCGAACACGAUCCAUAUAUAACUACCUCUACAACUUUAACGCUACGGUUAAUGCGUCUAUCAGCAUUUUUACUACGCUGUCAGUGCGGCUGCGCCGUGCCACAUCUCUGGCCCCGUCUGCCUCGUGAUUCCGCGAAAGUCUCCGCAUCUUUUACGGAGUCGAUCUUGGGACGUUUAUGAAUCCGCAAACGGCGCCCAUGAUCUGAUGGUUCAGAGGUAUAUGGGGACGGUGGUGGACUUCGUGUACAAAUUUGAAUUGGGUGUGGACAUUUCAGAAAUUGUGAUAAUUUCAGUUGUUAUUGGAAGGGGUCUCUUUUGUUUUUCUAUCUCUUGUGACUCGAUGAACCAACAUUAUUAUCAUCCUUACAACCCUCAAACCUCAACAGGAAAUGUUAUGCGACCUUAUCUCGUUUGUCUUCUCUCGCCUCAUUGCUCCUAUUCCUUAUCUUCGCAUCUCUUCUCAAAUAUCAACGGUACGGAGUCUUUUGGAACGCGUGGUUCUCCAUUAUCGAUCUUUGCGAACCUCUUGAAAAAAGAAAAAAAAAAAACCUGAACCCAAGUUUCUUACACGUUUUCACAACAGCUGCCCACAUGCGCCAUGGGUAAUGGGCAUUAUACGCUGAAUAGAUAAUGCGCUAUGUUAUUACGUUA